This is a messenger RNA of Triticum turgidum subsp. durum (durum wheat), 1056 nucleotides long. The record is from the annotation of a GenBank genome assembly. NCBI's taxonomy places the organism in Eukaryota, Viridiplantae, Streptophyta, Magnoliopsida, Poales, Poaceae.
AUGGAGAGUGUCGGCGACAAGGUGAUCAGCAGGGCUCAGAUUACGGGCACGUUCACGGACUCCACCGUGAUCCCCGACAGGUAUGUCCGGUCAGAUGAGGCCAGGGACGGGGUGGUCGUGGGCGACGACGAGAGCUACGAGCUGCCCGUCGUAGACAUGGCGAGGCUGCUUGACCCGGAGUCCUCGGAAGCGGAGGUCGCCAAGCCUGGCUCUGCGUGUCGCGACUGGGGCUUCUUCCAGCUAACAAACCACGGAGUCGACGAAACAAUUGUACAAGAUAUGAAAGAUAAUACUGUGCAGUUCUUUGGCUUGCCGCUGGAGAAGAAGAAAGCAGUGGCCAUCCAAGCAGGUGGCCUCGAAGGGUUUGGACACCACUACAGCAGAGCAUCCUGUGAAAAGUUGGACUGGGCUGAGAGUCUAAUCCUCGUGACGGAGCACAAGGAGCAAAGGAACAUUCGGUUUUGGCCUGCCGAUCCAUCAACAUUUAGGGAUGCACUUGACAAGUACUCAAUGGAGAUGUCAGACCUCACAAGUCGCCUCAUGCCGUUCAUGGCUAGCGACCUCGGAGUCGAGCAGGAGACGCUUGUGGGAACCUUCCAGGGUAAGAAGCAGAGCGUGGCAUUCCACUACUACCCUCAGUGCCGCCACCCAGAGAAGGUGAUCGGCAUCACGCCGCACCACGACGGCCUCGCCCUCACGCUGCUGCUGCACGUCGACGACACCCCCGGCCUGCAGGUGAGGAAAAACGGCACCUGGUACCCGGUGAAGCCGCUGCCAGGCGCCUUGGUCAUCAACGUUGGCGAUAUUCUCCAGAUCCUCACCAAUGGCACGUACAAGAGCGUCGAGCACAGGGUAUUGCCGGACGUUGAGAAGGGCCGGGCCACCGUGGUGAUGUUUCAGCAUGCUUGUGUUGCCGGGAUGGUGAAGCCGCUCCCGGAGCUAGGCGAGGCGGCGUACAGGGCGAUCGAGAAGGUUGAGUACAUCAAGGGGAACUUCAGGGCGCUGGCCGAAGGGACAUGGUUCGUGGAUAGUCUCAAGAUCAAUCAUGGAACCUAG